UAAUGUCAACAAUGUCGAGCUGUCAGUGGUGAGGCGCGUCGUAGCUUCAAGGGUGUGCGCGCUCUCGACACAGCAGGAAAUAUGGCGGCGCUCAUGACUCUCACCCAGUUAUCGAGUGGAAACCCAGUUUACGAAGUCUACUACAGACAGGUGGAUCUGGGAGACACUGGGACAGUAGGAGCUGCAGAUGCUGCUCAGUUCCUGAAGAAAUCAGGCCUUUCAGACAGUACCUUAGGAAAAAUCUGGGAUUUGGCCGAUCCAGAAAGGAAGGGCUUCUUGGACAAACGGGGUUUCUUUGUAGCGUUGAGGUUGGUGGCCUCAGCUCAGGGUGGCAACGACAUCAGUCUCAACAACCUCAAUCAGACUCUAGCAGCACCCAAGUUUAGAGACACAAAUACUCCGUUGCUCAGCACAUCGCUGAGUACACCUUCAUCUGAUUCCCACUGGGCUGUAAGGUCUGAUGAAAAAAGGAAGUUUGAUGGCAUCUUUGAAAGUCUUCUACCAGUCAACGGUCUUUUGUCUGGAGACCAAGUCAAACCUGUCCUGAUCAACUCCAAACUACCCAUGGAUGUGUUAGGAAGGAUUUGGGACCUCGGUGACGUGGAUAAAGAUGGACACUUGGACAGAGAGGAGUUUUCAGUGGCCAUGCACCUGGUGUACAGGGCUAUGGAGAAGGAGCCUGUCCCUUCCGUCCUGCCCUCCUCCCUCAUCCCUCCAUCCAAGAGGAAGAAGUCUGCGGGGGCUCUGCCUGGCGCCGUCUCUGUCCUGCCUCCCUUGUCUGCCCUCGCAGGCCUGUCUGGUCUGUCUCGGACAGCCAGCUCUCCUCCCCUGCCCGGCGCUGUAGCGGCUCUGCCUGGCUUGUCUGGUCUGUCUCGGACAGCAAACUCUCCUCCUCUCAACGACACCUUACACUCCACUCCACCUCACAGAAGCAUCACCUCCAUCAACAGCUCUGGCAGUCUCUCUCCUAAACCUUCGUUCAAAGCCCCCUCACAGUCACCUGCAGUAGUGAACUGGGUGGUCCCGGUGGCAGACAGAGGACGUUAUAAUGACAUCUUCCUGAAGACAGACACAGACAUGGACGGUCUUGUCACCGGAGGGGAAGUCAUGGAGAUCUUUAUGCUGUCCAACCUUUCUAAGACCAUGCUGGCACAGAUCUGGGGUCUGGCUGACACCAAGCAGACAGGAAAGCUGUCCAGAGAGCAGUUCUCUUUGGCCAUGUGGCUGAUCCACCAGAAAGUCAUCAGCGGGUUGGACCCUCCCCAGACCCUCUCCCCCGAAAUGAUACCCCCCUCUGAGAGGACCACCACCUCUGUUCUUGACAGCAGCAGUUCUACAGAGUCAGCUGACCUGACAGGCAUCAAAGAGCUGGAUGACAUCAGUCAGGAAAUCGCCCAGCUGCAGAGAGAGAAGUACACUCUGGAGCAGGACAUCAGGGACAAAGAGGAAGCCAUCAGACAGAAGAACAAGGAAAUUCAGGAGAUGCUGGAGGACCUGGACCAGGAGAGCGGUGGUCUGCAGGACCUGGAGGCCCAGAAGCAGGAUGCUCAGCAGCAGCUGGAGGAGAUGGACCAGCAGAGGAACAAGCUGGAGGGCAUGCUAAAAGACGUUCACCUGAAGUGUCAGGAUCAGUCCACCCUGAUCUCAUCCUUACAGACCCAGAUCCACAGUCAGGAGUCUGACCUGCAGAGUCAGGAGACUGAGCUGAGUCGUACCAAGUCUGACCUGAACAAACUGCAGUUGGAGGAGAAGCAGCUAGAGCAGAACCUACUGACCGGACGCAUGCAGCUAGACUCCAUCAUCAAGUCACUCAAGGCCACCCAGGAUGAGAUCAACCAGGCUCGUAGUAAGCUUUCUCAGAUCCAGGACAGUCAACAGGAGGUGACUAAGACUAUAGAGCAAUACAACAACGCUCUGAACGGAAGCCACAGCCAGACUCAUGCUGGCAGCAUGACCAACCUGGCAGACAUGAGCGAAGUAGGAUUCUCAGAGAGGGAGAACGGAGAAUUUGGCGCCAGGAAUCAGGAGGACUCUUUCAAAUCGAGGAUAGCCAUGUUCAGCAGCAACAAAUCAACACCAGAACCCCUUCCUGCAGCAGACCCCUUCCAGACAGAGGACCCCUUCAAAUCAGACCCCUUCAAAGAUCCAUUUGAAGCCGAUGAUCCCUUCAAAGAGAGUGAUCCAUUCAAGGGUGCUUCCUCAGACUUCUUCAAGAAAACGACCGAUGUGUUUGCCUCAGCAGAUCCCUUCAGUAGAAAACCUACUCCCCCCAUCAAGCCUGGUGGCAGUCUGUCGGGUAGCAGGAAUCUCUUAACCUCCCACAGCCCCCGGCCCAGCCCCAAGCCUACAGAUGGCUUCGGAACAGUGGACCCUUUCGGUGGCAAUGCUUUUGGAGGAAAGAGUGGAUUCGCAGACUUCAGUCAAAUGUCUAAAAAGAAACCAAUCAACCCUGUGCUACCACCUAAGAACACACCUAACAGGCCUGCGCCUCCUUAUGGACUGGAAAGUGUCAAGUCAGGAAGUGAGUCAGAGCAGCUGGCGUGGGCGAAGAGGGAGACUCCGCCCACAGGAACAGGAGAGACUGAGGAGACUCCGCCCACAGGAACAGAAGGACCCGGACCUGGUCAUCGCCCUCAGCACGGAUAAAAUCUAAGAACCCUAUUAGACUCACAACAAUAACCACAGUCCUGUUAGACACUCACAACGACACACACCUCCUGACCACAGUCCUGGUACAAGCUGAAUAAAAACCAUGCAACUGACUGAUAUCAUACAGUACAGCACAACAAACAGCUUCACCACGACCAACAGUUCCUCAACAGCCCAAAUAUUACCGUCUGACUAGAUCCUGGGGACAGUGUGUCUUCAGACUAGACUACAACACUUGUACACCCCCAAUAUAAACCAGAGUACACCCUAACAACAACUACAACUUCACCCUGACAACAACUACAACUUCACCCCGACAACAACUACAACUUCACCCCGACAACAACUACAACUUCACCCCGACAACAACUACAACUUCACCCCGACAACAACUACAACUUCACCCUGACAACAACUACAACUUCACCCUGACAACAACUACAACUUCACCCUGACAACAACUACAACUUCACCCUGACAACAACUACAACUUCACCCUGACAACAGCCUCCCGCUGCAGCUCCGUGACGUUCUGACAACAGCCCCUCUAGACUGUGGCCCAAUCAUCCCCUAAACCCUGUGCCCAAAUCAGCCCCUAAACCCUACGCCCUAUGCUAAUCUGAGAGGAUUUGACAAGGGUAAGUAAUCUGGCAAUAGCUCCAGCGUGCUCUCUGAUAGGCUAGGUGGAAGUUUCACUAUAUUGCUUAUACCGAUCAAAUCCUCUCCGAUCUCUACCAGUGCAUAUGGUUUAGGGGUCGAUUUUUGGAUUGGGCCUAGGACUUGAGGAUGGGAUGGCAGCCCCUCUACCGAUUCAGCUCCGCUGAAGCCAGACUUUAUCAACACUAACCUACCAAAGUCUCUCUUUUAACCUCUUUGUCAUCGUCAGCCUCAGUGGUUAAUUCCAGUCAGCUGCAUCACAACUAAAAUCAGCUCAGCUCCUUUUUCUUUUCUUUUUUAGCCCUGAUUUUAGUCCGACUUGACUGACUGACAGCCUAAAUCAAGAGUGACUUAACUCUGACUUGGCUAAGGUCAGGGGUCGUUAGGACUCUAGUAGACCCCGUAGUUCUUCUAUGGGGAGACUCUGGGUGCUUAACUUUGUUUUUGCUUCAUCAUUUGUUGUGAGGAAAUAGCCAAGAUUUUAACAUUUUUAUUUAAUUUGUAUUAUUUAUAUAGGGGGAAAAUCAUGCACUUGUGGUUUAUGAAGUAUCUGUAUAUGUACUAUUAUAACUGUUUAAUAUACCCUUAAAAACAUUCAUGCAAAAAGUCUGUUAUAGCGUACUCUUUUGCUGUCAGUAAGUGUGCUUGUGUUCAUGAUUUCUUGUUGAAAAUCUCCUUUUUCGUAAGGAAAUGUUUAGAUUAUGGAAAUACAGAUAUUCUUUGUUAUUUUCUUGUCUCGGGGGUUCUGAACUUUUAUUGCCUUCCACCCCAACAGAAGAAUGACAAAUUCAAAAACUCUCCUGCCUUAAAGGAUAUGGGGUGGGGGUUGACCUUUCACCUCUCACUGUCAACAUUUAGAUUGUAUUUUUGUUGUAAUCUCUUAAUGCUAAACUCUAUAAUGCAUUCAGUGCGUUUAUUUUGACGUGUUUCAUCUGUUAUUGAUUUAUUGAACUAGGGCAUUAGAAUUACGACGUUUAUUUUAUAUUUAAUUCAUUUUCAGGAGAAAAUGUAUUGUUACACUCACAAGCACCACACUCAAUAAUCACUCGCUAUCGCUAUCCUAAUGCCUUGUAAUUCACUGAUGAUAGGGGUUGUUUGGCACAUACAAUGUGUGUUUAUGACCUCCUAUGGUUGUCUAAAAUUGCACCCCUAUUCCCUAUAAGGGGCCCCUGGUUAAAAGUAGUGCAUUAUAUAGGGAAUAGGGUGUCAUUUGGGCUACAGACACAGUGUGUGUGUAUGUAUAUUCUGGGAACUCUGUGCUGCAGCUCAUUCUCCAGUGUUGACCUGAAGGAGUAUUGUAUUGGUCACACUGGGAUCCAUUAAGGAGUCAUGUCCACAAUGAUGUCUGUCUUACUUAUCCAUAACCACAAUGGCUCAUUUCAUGUGUAACAGUAUAUAUGAUUAUAAAUAUUCCAUCAAGGUUGAAAUAAUUGAAAUCCUGUGUAUAUCUUUGAAUAUAAAUAAAACCUCAUGUAACAUUCCA
Molecule: messenger RNA, 4789 nt
Organism: Oncorhynchus gorbuscha (pink salmon)
Lineage: Eukaryota; Metazoa; Chordata; Actinopteri; Salmoniformes; Salmonidae
Product: epidermal growth factor receptor substrate 15-like 1
Exons: 23
Coding region: 82-2646 (854 amino acids)
Biological process (GO): endocytosis; endosomal transport
Cellular component (GO): clathrin coat of coated pit; plasma membrane; cytoplasm
Molecular function (GO): calcium ion binding; cadherin binding
Source: RefSeq, a predicted model, not a curated record